AUGGCCCGAUUUGUGCUCCUUAUUGCUGCUUUUUUAGCAGUUUUUGUUGCUCUUUCACAAUCUGCAAAUCAUCAUAAAAAAUGGGCACAAAAGAAUCGCUAUAAUUUGAAAGGAUGUUAUAAACAAACUGGAAAAUUAUACGAACACAGGUUGGUUAGAACUUUACAUUUUUUUUCAAUUUUUUUUAUUUUUGAAGAAUUUCUGAUCGUCUUUAUGAAUAUGAAGAUUUUGAUGCCGAUGAAUUGCCAAAAUCAUGGGAUUGGAGAAAUGCAAAUGGUGUGAACUAUGCUUCUCCAGACAGAAAUCAACAUAUUCCACAAUGUAAGUUCCAAGUUUUCUAACAUAUUUUCGAAAAAUAUAUUCCAAAAUUGUAUGCAGACUGUGGAUCUUGCUGGGCUUUUGGAGCAACAACUGCUUUGGCUGAUCGUAUUAACAUUAAAAGAAAGAAUGCGUGGCCACAAGCAUAUUUGUCAGUUCAAGAAGUUAUUGAUUGUUCGGGAGCUGGAACAUGUGUAAUGGGAGGAGAACCAGGAGGUGUUUAUAAAUAUGCGCAUGAACACGGAAUUCCACAUGAAACUUGUAAUAAUUAUCAAGCAAGAGAUGGAAGUGAGUGAAAUCAUCCUAAAUGGAAAUCUGAUUAGUUUCUUGUUCGGGUAGAUCACAAAUUUUCUGACUUUUGGAGAAAAAACUCUGAAUCCGAUAUUUUUCCGAAGCUCGUUUCACAAUCAGAACAUGUUUUGAAUGUUUUUGGAACUCGAAAUAAAUUCCCGAUAUUUUUUUCAGAAUGUGAUCCAUACAAUCGAUGUGGUUCAUGCUGGCCAGGAGAAUGCUUCUCAAUCAAAAACUACACUCUUUACAAAGUCUCAGAAUAUGGUAAGUUCUAGGUUACUGUUGUUUUUUUCAAGAUAAACCUGUAGUAAAUUCACCAAUGCAAAAAUAUGUAUCUUCAGGAACUGUCAGUGGAUACGAAAAAAUGAAGGCUGAAAUUUAUCACAAAGGACCAAUUGCUUGUGGAAUUGCAGCCACAAAAGCAUUCGAGACCUAUGCUGGAGGAGUAUACAAAGAAGUAACCGAUGAAGAUAUCGAUCAUAUUAUUUCAGUUCAUGGAUGGGGAGUUGAUCAUGAAACUGGAGUUGAAUAUUGGAUUGGAAGAAAUUCAUGGGGAACUCCUUGGGGAGAAAAUGGGUGGUUCAGAAUUGUUACUUCGCAAUACAAAAAUGCGGGAAGUAAAUUCAAUUUGAAAAUUGAAGAGGAUUGUGUUUGGGCUGAUCCAAUUGUUUAA
Molecule: messenger RNA, 1282 nt
Organism: Caenorhabditis angaria
Lineage: Eukaryota; Metazoa; Nematoda; Chromadorea; Rhabditida; Rhabditidae
Source: the annotation of a GenBank genome assembly